GAAGUUUGCGCUCCAACAAAAAGAAAUUCGCGAAUUUUGUGCGAAUCCUUUGGAAUUCGCGUUUCCGCGUUCUAGAGCGGGAGCGUCGACCCCUCCUCCACGAAUUAUGUGACCUAAAACGUACAUAUAUAAUAUAAAAAACACGUAGCUCAUUAGGGUUAACAAUUUGAGAUUUAAGUUCUUCCGUUUCUGGACCAGCCACCCGAAGUUUGAUGAAUUACUAAGGACGGCGUGGAAGAGCAGGGUAUCAGGGCCACCAAUGAUUAAGGUUUAUAAGAAGUUGCGAAUUCUUAAGAAUCUAUUGAAGAAAUUGAAUCGUGAGGAAUUCUCUGAAAGAAGGGAGAGGGUUAAGGUGAAGGAGGCUGAACUUGAAGAAAUUCAGCGUGAAGCUCUCUCAGCUCCAACAAGUGAGAAUUUUAAGAAAGAAUCCACUGCUUCUAGGGAGUUAUAUGAGCUGCUUCAGGCGAAGGAGUCGUUCUUAAGACACAAGUCAAGGGAUCUUUGGCUUAAAGGGGGUGAUUCAAAUAGUCCAUAUUUUCAUAUGUCUCUGAAAAUGAGGCAAAGGAGGAAUAUGAUUACUAUGCUCAAAGAUGAAGAGGGGAAUAAGGUCACAGACCUGCACAGGAUGGGAGAUAUUGCUGAAAGUUUUUACAAACGUUUGCUGGGCAGGAAAGAUCCUUAGGUGAUUGAUGAAUCUAAUGAGUUCUAUACUGAACUCAUAAGGAAGACUAUUUCUAGUGAUGAUGGUCUCUGUGCUUCUAUUACGGAGGAGGAGGUCAAAGGAGUUCUGUUUGCUAUGAAUGGGGACAAAAUUCCAGGCCCUGAUGGAUAUUCUGCAGCUUUUUCCAACAUGUUUGGCCAGUGAUUGGGGCAGAGGUAACUCUUGCUAUUCAAACUUUCUUUUCUGAAAGUAGGAUGCCUAGGGAAGUGAAGGAUACUAUUUUAACUCUAGUGCCUAAGAUCCAGAAUCCUGAUGAAAUGAGGUUUUUAAGGCCAAUCUCCUGUUGUAACACUAUUUACAAGGUCAUUGCUAAGAUCAUUGCAAAUAGACUCCGAGUUCAGUUACUUCACCUAAUUAGUCUGAAUCAAACUGCAUUCAUUAAAGGAAGAUCAAUUGGGGAUAACAUUCUGCUUGCACAUGAGCUUGUUCAUAAGUAUGAACAGAAAAAUGUCUCUCCUCGCUGUGCGCUUAAAAUUGAUUUAAUGAAAGCCUUCGAUUCUAUUGAUUGGCUUUUCAUUUGUAAAGUUUUAAAGCACAUGGGGUUCCCUGAACAGUUCAUAAGUUGGAUUAGGAUGUGUGUGAGCACACCUAUGCUAAGCGUGGGGUUUAAUGGAGGGUUAGUGGGGUAUUUCCCUGCUUGUAAAGGUUUUAGAUAAGGAUGUCCGAUCUCCCCGUAUCUGUUUGUCAUUGCCAUGGAGAUUUUUUCAUGUAUGCUUGAUAAAUAAGCACAGAAGGGGUACUUUCCCUACCACCCAAUGUGUAAGAGGAUUGGUUUAACUCACCUAUGCUUUGCUGAUGAUCUGCUAGUUUUCUCUGAUGGUUCUAACUAUGGUUUCCAACGAUUGAUUGAGAUUCUAGCUCGUUUUAGAAAACUUUCUGGUCUGCAAGUAAAUCCCAGUAAAUGUGAACUUUUUUUUUUUAGGGGGGGGGGGGUGUUGCCUGGUCCUGAACAGAAAGUGAGGGCUGAUAGGUAUGGGUUUGCUUUGGGAAAGUUUCAUGUUCGGUAUUUGGGAGUUCCCCUCUCCUCGGGGAAGCUCUCUAUUUCAGCAUGUAAGCCCCUAAUUGAUAAGAUUGUUGCUCGGAUUAGUAGCUGGAAGUCUCGUUUCUUGUCAUAUGUUGGUAGGGUGGAGCUUGUUUGUUCAGUACUAUACAGCUUGCACCAGUUUUGGAUGGCUGUCUUUAUUCUUCCAAAGGCACUAAUCCGUGAAGUGGAAGGCAUUUGUAGUAACUUCUUGUGGCGUGUUGGUCAAAGUGGUAGAAUGAAAGCGAAGAUAGGCUGGAAGCAUCUCACUUACUCCAAGAAGGAGGGGGGACUGGGGUUGAGGGACUUAGAAACUUGGAAUAUUGCUUGUGCUACUCGACAUAUAUGGCUUCUGUUAUUGCAACAUGGUUCUUUGUGGGUUGCAUCGAUCAAUGUUUAUAAACUGAAAGGCCAAGAUUUUUUUGGCUAUAUGGAGGUAGUUCUGGUUCAUGGAACUGGAAACGGAUUCUGAAAACAAGGCAAAAGGUCUGUGCAUUCUUCCAUCAGCAGGGGCAGGAUGUUUACUGGGAUCAAGAAAGAAUGGAGACUUUUUCAAUUAGGAGAGUCUGGGAGACGUACGUUAAGGCCAAAAAGGCAGCACGUAGCUUGGUCUAACCUAUUAUGGAAGGGAAACUCCAUCCCUCAUAAUAGGUUCAUUGCUUGGUUAAUCUUGAAUAGAGCGGUUACUACAAAAGAGAAGAUGUUCAAAUGGGAAUUUGAUGGUAGUCUGGGUUGUGUGUUUUGUAAUUGCUCGUUGGAAACUUCGGAUCAUUUGUUUGCAGAAUGUUUGAUGUACAGGAAAAUGAUUUGCAAGCUGCUUGGCAUGGGAUCAGGGGUGUUUACCUCUCUGGAUAACGAGUUGGCUUGGUUACAGCAGGUUUUUGGGUCUCAAACAGUAAAGUCUCAAGUGGGACGAGCUAUGUGGCAAAGCUUGGUGAGCGUGGUGUGGCGAGAAAGGUGCAACAGAGUUCAUUCGGGUCAGUGUAGGGACUGUGAUGUAAUGUGCAAGGUUGUAAGGGAGGAAGUUAUAGGACUGUUUGGUAAAAUAUAUAUGAUUCCUUUUGUGUUUCGUAGUAUACAGGUGGAAGUUUUGGUUUUGUUAAUCCUUAACUAGCAAGGGUGUUGCUAGUACUACUUUUGAUGAAAUGAAAGCAAUCCGAUUCAUAAGAAAAAAACAAUUUGAGAUUUUUUCAUUUUCCUCCUCUACCCACUAAAGUAAAGGGGAGGGAGAAACCGUUGGGAUGUGUUGCUUUCUUGAUCCUCAUUUAUAUUAGGUUUUCAUGGUACCGGACUGAAUAUUGGAGGAGCCUCUUUCGAUUCAGUUGGGGUGUUUGCGCUUUAAUGGAAAUGAGGUGUCUCUUUAGAUUGAUGUUUCUCUCCAUAUCUUUCUAUUAAAAGAGAAGGCCAAAUACACUUGUGUUCCAAAACUAUGAUGAUUUUGCCAUAUAUAGCCAAUUUUGGGGAAAUACCAAAAAUAGCUAGAAUUUUGAAAGUUGGAUGACAAUCCGCCGGCGCCAUCCUCUUUGCUUCAUCUUGUCCGUGAUCAAAACCCAGAAUCGAUUGUUCUCUUCUAGCUCAAAUCGGCGAUUCUGGAGGGAGAGAUCGCGCGACGAUGAUGAUACUGCAACAACGAUGAAGAUCUGGGUGCGAUGGCAUAGGGGCGGAUCGAUGGUGGCCGAUAGUGGGAGACGAUGGCGAGCAGCGUAACAGGGGAAGAUCGAUUCGGGGCGAGUUAACUGGUUGGAGAAGAUGAUGAGAAGGUGAGGGUGUUCUGACGGGUUCGAUUUGAAGGGGAAGGAAGAGGAUGAUGAUUUAGGGAACGAGAAUGGUGGUUGACGGACUUUCUUUGAAUUGUCGGAGACUUGGUUUGGGGACGGUAAGGGGAAGGAAGGAGAUAAUUUGGGGAACGAAGAUUUAGUUAGGGUAGGGAUGGGGAAGGAAGAGAGAUGGAGAGAGAGAAAAGAAAAAAAUAGUUAAUUAUUUUUUUUUACUAUUUAAUUACAAUCCACGUGGAAAAUAUAUACUGGACAAAAAUCGCCAGAUCGGAUGAUCCGUUAGUCCAGUCAGCAUGUUAACUAACACCGUCAAACAAUUGGACGGAAGUGACUAUUUUUGGUAUUUCGCCAAAAAUGGCUAUAUUUGGCAAAACCGUCAAAAUUUUCGCUACACAAGGUAUUUGGCAAAAAGAAAAUGUUGGGGAGUCUUGCUCUUACUAUCAAGUAUUAACUACAUCAAGUAUCAAUUAGUGGACCAACCUUGUAUGUAAUGGUAACAUUGAGGAUUGCGUGCAAUACUUGAAUCAGAUUAUGAUCUCAGUACGUUCCAACACGCUAAUGAAUAUAAAAUAAGGUGUUCUCAAUUUUAUGUUUGUGGACAACAUCAGCACGUUUUGAUUCUACGGGUCUUUUGUAUUGACAUCAGCACGUGUCGUUUGGAUGAGUAAUUGUAACGGAUCAAUUUGACAUAAUUGUCUCGUUUUGAGACAGUUGUACUAAAUUGUCUCGUUUGCCAGCAAAAAAUUUGGAUGGAUCAAUCUGCCUGAGGUAUUUUGAAUUAAUCCGUUUUGAGUCAAUUUCAAUUACCUGGGGUGGGGUCAGGUAAUUCGAAUUGACUUGUUUAUAAAACGAGACAAUUGAUCAAAUUAACUCAUUUCUAGAUUGAUCCAUCCAAACGACCCAAAACGACCCAAAGAAAAUCUUAAUCGUCAAAAUUCAAGGUGGCUUACUCGAUCAACAAGUAAAAAAGAGGUACCUAGCUGAGGUAGAGUGCUAGGCCAAAUUCGAGUGAGAAGAGAGGUCAUUGGAUGAUUAUUGGGGGUUACUGGCUUGUUGGAAAUGAAAAAUAAGUACAACUAUAUGAGAAAUGAAGAAUUAGUAAUGAAAUUUUUUUUUAUGGAAGAAUUAGUGAUGAAUUUAGACUCUUAUGAAUUUCAAAAAAUUAUUAAUUGGUUGAUGGAUUUUACUAUGAAUCUUGUUAAAUUGAAUUCAUAAUCCUAGCACUAGGGGCUAAGAUCAUGUGACUAAAUCGAUUUCAGCCAUUUCACCUCAUUAAAAUUUAAUUGCUCAGAUUAAUCCAAAUUAAUGAAGGACAAUAUAGUAAAUAUAUUAUUAUUUAAUUUAUUAAUAUUGUUUAAUUUGUUAAUUAAAAGCAAUUCUUCAUUGUCCCUUCCUCGUCGGUUACAAAAAUAUCCCGACGUCCUUUCUGGCCGCUUCCUCGUCGGCACCGGUUCCUAUCCCUUCCUCCGACGUCCCCUUUUCCAUCCGCGGUCCGGGGAUUGGUAAAGUUAUUCCUGGUGGGGUUUUAGCCCACGAUACGUAGAGAGAGAGAGAUUUUGACGAUCGACGAUGGCGGAGGUGGAUUUUCCGUCAUCGGAAAAUUUUCCGACGUCAACGCCAGCUUUGUGGUGUUUGUCGAACUAUUUUGUAAUGUUUGUAUUGUUUAUCAUUCUAGUUUGUCAUUUUUAUCUAUUAUGUUUGUAAUGUUUAUAUGACUAAUUUGUAUGUUGUAAUUUGUAAUGUUUGUUUGUCUAGUUUGUAUACUUUAUGUUAUGAUUUGUAUACUUUGUAUUCAUUGAUUUGUAAAACAAGUUCACUGUUUUGUAUUGUAAGUAGUGGCAUUUGUACUGUUAGUAUGUUUUGUAAUGAUUGUCAAUUUGUUUUUAUAAUGUUUGUAAGCUUUGUUAUUUUUGUAAUGUUUGUUGGUUAUUUUUGUAAUGUUUGUAUGUUUUGUCAUUCUAUUUUGUACUGUUUGUAUGGUUUGUACUGUUUGUAAGUCUGUUUUGUACACUUCGUAUAUUUUCACAAUACCCAAACUAUCCCUAUCAGUAAUUAAAAAGCCCUUCUCAUAUUUUAACCGUUGAAUUACUAUAUCCAGAUCUAAGGAUUAGGAGAGAUUUAGUCAAAUGACUAAACACCCCUUAGUCUUCCUCGUAACACCAGGAUUAUAUUAUUUUACUCAUCUCCUCCUUCGUACUUAGAGUCGCACUAUUGGUCCAUGGUUGUCGUCUUAGGUUCGUCAAUUCAAUAAUUGCUUUGGUUUUGUUUAUGCCUCCUAGCUUUCUUCGAAUAAUCUCCAUAGGAGAAUUUCGAAAGUAGGGAGCUGAAGAUAAUACGUGGCCGUAAACCUUACUAUGCACUUACGAGCUAAUCUCCUCCUCCUCCAUCAUAUUUGACCCAUUGAAACGGUGAUUGUUGCAUGCGUUUUGUCUAUAAGAACUAUAGCAAUGAGCAUACUCCAAUUAGUUGUUCGACUCCUUUGUAUUAGUAUAUAAUCAUAAAACUCCCCAAUGAACUCCACCACCAAACCCUCAUAUACCAUGCGCAGUAAAAAAAAGGAAAAUUAUCAGGUAGCAACUCAUCUAGACAGCAAUACGAAAAGUUGUUCAACCCUUCACUAAUCACUAUAACAGCUGGUUACAAAGAGUUUCGGGAUAUAAGAAAAUAGGACACUCAAUAUCUCUUGAUACAAUCUCGCUAUUUCACUCAAAAGAAAAUCUGCUAUCUACUCGUAAUUGUGAAAAUAUUUCACAACCAAAACCCACGUAAAGAAAUAACUCAUACGCUUAAAAUCAAAGUAAAUAGCUGAAGCAGAGACAAUGAGAUUAAAUUCCCAUAUGAUCACCUCCCAGUCAACAUUACGGGUAUUCAACAAUUUCAUUUUACUGAUCACUACCACCCUCCAUGCUGACUGCAGCGGCGGAUUCAGAACAUAAUAGAGUACUGGACCGCAUUUUAUUAGGAAAUUAGAUACCAUAAAAAGAAUUAUAGUUUUUUUUACAAUAUCAAUUGUACACAUCGAUCUUUUAAUAUAGCGAAUUCAUCAAUAAUGGAGUCUACACCUAUACCAAUAGCAUACUACUCUCUUUCAAAUAAAAUAAUUAACCAUCGGCGAGAAAUUCAUCGCUCAUUUUGUUGCGCAAAUCAUUUUUCAUCUGUUCCAUUUUUGAAAGGUUCUCUCCAUAGUAGCUGCUGAAACGGGCAAUGUCAACACCAGACAAAUCAAUCGACUAAUCAAUUUGUAUUGUGUGUCCAUCUCUAUUUCCAGCAGUUGCUCUAAUAAUUUUUCAAGAGAACAAACCUCAUAUUUCUGUUAGUCUUUUACGUAUUAGACUUUUAGAAUUUUAGGUUCUAUUGUUUGUUUUUAUUUAGACGAGAAUCAUUGGAGCUAGACUUUCUAGACUAAAUUUAGAGUUGUGAUUUGAAUAUAUUCAUGAGACCCAUUUUCCUAAUUACACACUAUUUUAUUAUAAAAUAACACUGAUCCGAAUGGCUAAAAUCGAUAAACUUAUAAUGACUAUACUAGCUCCGGAUCUAGAGGAGGGCUGGGUCAUGACCUGAGGUGGCCACCCCCUGAAUCUGCCACUGGUUGACUGUGUAUUGAGCCGAUGAAAUUUGAUUUGAUUGGUAACAAACAAUUUAAUAAUUUUACAUUUUAAAU
Molecule: messenger RNA, 7178 nt
Organism: Linum trigynum
Lineage: Eukaryota; Viridiplantae; Streptophyta; Magnoliopsida; Malpighiales; Linaceae
Source: the annotation of a GenBank genome assembly